UGUAUAUAUGAUGAACAUAUCCAUAUACAGAUUCUACCGCCGGUAUAUUUCUCACGUAAUUUAAUUUUAGCCAAUUUUAGUUCUGUUGUUUACCAUAAGAUUGCAUGGUGACAGUGUUGUAAAAAGCAUUCAAGUACUUUGUUAAAAUUAUACAAGAUUUAUACAAAAAAACAAAUUCUAAUUUUCAGUUUCAUACAAAAUGAUAAACGAGCAAACCGUUUGUUGUGGAUGUUUCGAAUCAAUUUUGGUCGAUGAACGGAAAAACAUAUUUGACGAUAAUUUAUGGAUCUCUAUACAUCAGUACACCGAAAAUUUUAAAGAAACCAACGAGAGCAUGAAGCAAAUGAAAUUAAGCGACUGCAUCGAAUUAAUCACAGGUCGGAAGAUUGUAAGAAUGAACCAAAAGUUGGUCGAUUUGUGUCCUAAAUGUUUUCAAAAUGUACAGUCAUAUAUAAAUUUUCGCACUAGAUUAUUGCUUUCAUUGUGUUCCGAGAAAGACGAGAACAAAAGUACAAAUUUAAUUCAGAGUGAGAAGGAUUCAUGUUUGUUAGGAAAUACAACUACAAAUGACAAUAAAUUGUUAAAAGAGGAGACACUGGCUGAGUGUGCAGUAAAUAUAGUCGAGUCUGAUAUACCUUUGUAUAGUAUAAUCGAUAACAACAAUUCUAUAGAUAAUAUAAACGAAUUAGGUAAUGAACAGGAGAAUAAAGCCUCCAAUGAUUUAGAAAACUCUAGAAUUAAUUUUGGUACUUCGAUAUCCUGGCAUAUAGACUUAAAACAUCAAGACACCGAUAUAGAAUCAGAGAUAGAUGUCUGUUCUGGUGAGGACGAAGAAGUAUUGGAACUAGAUGACCAGAAAAGAACCAUUAAUAUCAUUGAGAUUGAUACAUCGUCGGAAUCGGAUAUAGAAGUGUGCGAUUAUGAACCAAUUGGAAAAAGAUUUAAAAAAUACCAAGUUUUUUCGCCACAUUUACUUUUUUAACUGUUUACUAUUUUUUUAAAUUAAUAACAUUGAAUUACAAACUUGCGAGAAGACUAGUAUUCAAAAUUUUGUUAAUAAUUGUACAUAGUUUAAAAUUUUAGAAAAGACAUGUAAU
This is a messenger RNA of Megalopta genalis, 1097 nucleotides long. Lineage: Eukaryota; Metazoa; Arthropoda; Insecta; Hymenoptera; Halictidae. The record is from RefSeq and is a predicted model, not a curated record.